AUGUCGACGGCGACUCAACCAUCACCAGCGCUCACAUUUCCCCGCCCAAUCUUCGCCGCUGUCUCUCCUCACCCAUUCCUCCAAGCGCACCUCUCCGCUGAGAAGAAGAAGCCAGUACGCGCGAAUGGCCGCACAUCAAACGAGUACCGUACUCCAGGUAUUAACACCGGAAGUUUGACACAUUGCAAUGGCAGUGCAGUAGUGCGCCUGGGAAAUACGAGCGUGGUUUGCGGUGUACGAACGGAAAUCUUGAAAGAGGCGGAUAUACCAGGCACGUACGAGUACCCUGGGCAGACUGCAGGUCAGGAUUCUGAACAGGACGAGAAUGAUGGCGAAGAAAUAGAAGGAUUGCGGUUAUUAGUGCCCAAUGUCGAGCUAUCGACAGGAAGCACACCCUCGCACAUUCCCGGCAACGCACCCUCUACAUACGCCCAAACACUCAUAACACGCAUACGGUCACUGUUACAUUCAACACGUCUGCUCCGUGCGUCGAAUCUUCGCAUCCUACAUAAGCCGUCUACGAACCCAGAGGAUCCCGAUACAGAAGCGGAGACACAGUUGAAGGGCUAUUGGGUUCUAUACUUGGAUGUCUUCUUCAUCAGCAUCGACGGCAAUGCGUUCGACGCGGCUUGGAUAUCUAUUCUAGCUGCUCUCCGCGACACACUUCUUCCGCACGCCUACUUUGACGAAGAGUACGAGGGCAUACUAUGUUCAGAUGAUCCCAAGGAAGCACGCCGUCUUGCACUACGGGGUCUACCUAUACCCAGCACAUACGCCGUGUUUGAGGGUAGGAGAGAAGAGGAAGACGAGGAGGUUGAUUGGGUGCUCAGCGACCCUGAUGCGUUUGAGGAGGGUGUAUGCAGAGAAAUUGUGACUGUGGUGGUAGACUGUGAUGGUGGAAAGAAGGGAACAAAGGAUUUGGUUAUUCGGCGAGUGGAGAAGAGUGGCGGGGGUGUAGUGGGGAAGGAGGUGAUGGCGAGUUUAGUCAAGAGGAGUAUCGACCGAUGGGGAGCUGUUGAGAAGGUGUUGAGCGGCAAGGCUUGA
This is a messenger RNA of Pyrenophora tritici-repentis Pt-1C-BFP, 1044 nucleotides long. Its product is annotated as RNase PH-related exoribonuclease. NCBI's taxonomy places the organism in Eukaryota, Fungi, Ascomycota, Dothideomycetes, Pleosporales, Pleosporaceae. Gene Ontology annotation, cellular component: nuclear exosome (RNase complex); cytoplasmic exosome (RNase complex). Gene Ontology annotation, biological process: U4 snRNA 3'-end processing; TRAMP-dependent tRNA surveillance pathway; nuclear polyadenylation-dependent mRNA catabolic process. Gene Ontology annotation, molecular function: mRNA 3'-UTR AU-rich region binding. The record is from RefSeq and is a predicted model, not a curated record.